AUGGUACUUGAAAUUCUCUCAAGUUUUGAAAGGUUUUGGUCUGCAACAGUCUGCAUCAGACCACUCUUUCUUUUUAAGCAUGAUCACACUGGUUUCUUUGGGAUAGUUGUGUAUGUUGAUGACAUUCUAGUGGCCACAACUGAUCCAGCAAUAACAGAGAACUUCAAGGACUUUCUAUCUCAACACUUCAAGUUUAAAGAUUUGGGAGUUCCUAAAUAUUUUAUAGGAGUUGAGAUAGCUAGAAAUAAGAAGGGAAUACUGAUUUCUCAGAGAAAAUAUGUCAUGGAUUUGUUGAGGGAUACUGGAAUGCUGGGAUAUAAACCCUCUGCAGUUCCUAUGGAUCCUCUAAAGAAACUAAGAGCAGAUUCAGGGAAGCCUAUAGAGGAUACAUCAAAAUAUAGAAGGCUGAUUGGCAGGCUGCUGUACCUAUGCAUCACCAGACCUGAUGUAACCUUUGCUGUGCAUAAAUUAAGCCAAUAUGUGGCUAGCCCUACUGAUGAACAUUGGGAAGCUGCAGAAAAGAUCCUAAGAUACUUGAAGAGAUCUCCCGGCCACGGCUUAUUCUAUUCCAGCAGCAGCAAAUUGAAUCUCAGUAUAUUCACUGAUGCAGAUUGGGCAUCAUGCCAAGACACAAGAAAAUCGAUGACUGGCUACUGUCUAUAUCUUGGAAGUUCUUUGAUUUCUUGGAAAGCCAAGAAGCAGAAUAUUGUCUCUAGAUCUUCGGCAGAAGCUGAAUAUAGAGCAAUGGCACAAGGCACUUGUGAAGUGGUCUGGGCAGUAGCACUCUUGGCUGAUUUUGGAGUUAAAAUUGAAAAGGCUGUUCCUUUGUAUUGUGAUAAUCAAUCAGCCAUUCAUAUAUGCUCUAACCCGGUGUUUCAUGAAAGAACUAAACACAUCGAGAUAGAUUGCCACACUGUGAGAGAAAAGUACUUGGAAGGGGUGAUUAAACCUUUACACAUCAGAAACAAUCUGCAGGUUGCUGACAUUUUUACUAAACUGUUGGGUCCAAUGUCUUUCCAUUCCAUAUUAAGCAAGAUGAAUUUUGAAAGCCUCUACAAUCCAUCUUGA
Molecule: messenger RNA, 1068 nt
Organism: Salvia splendens (bonfire salvia)
Lineage: Eukaryota; Viridiplantae; Streptophyta; Magnoliopsida; Lamiales; Lamiaceae
Exons: 1
Coding region: 1-1068 (355 amino acids)
Source: RefSeq, a predicted model, not a curated record